Molecule: messenger RNA, 4057 nt
Organism: Neocloeon triangulifer
Lineage: Eukaryota; Metazoa; Arthropoda; Insecta; Ephemeroptera; Baetidae
Exons: 17
Coding region: 346-3828 (1160 amino acids)
Source: RefSeq, a predicted model, not a curated record
CGGACCGACGAACUCGCGCUGCAGCAGCUUUUGCACUUGUGCGACUGUCGAGUGCGGUGGCAAUUUUAUUAUUAUCCGCGGCGUGUUUUCUUGUGUUUUUGUCCGUGUCUGCCUUCGAGAGAGACUCGGACCGACCGGCGACGCCGCCGUCAACCCUGAAGAAGGCCUCCGCACCGUCCGACCCGACGUGCACCGAGAGGCCGUUGUUGUGUCAGGUGCUGCACAAACAAACGUCGAACAAAUGCAGGUGAUGGGCAGGAUGCAGGCUGCUUAGCGGACCGUGAACUCGUUCGACGCCACUCGAUCGUCGCCGCCACCCGGAAAAUUCCCAUCAACGACCAAACCAUGGCUGCCGAUGUGAACAACAUUGCCAUGCUUCUGCAACCACUGGUCGGCGCCAAGGACGAAGACCUCGUCUGGUGCUCCGACGCCCACUUUGAGACGAAGAUCCACAGCCUCGAAUCGAAUACUUUGUUGAAUUUGGUGCAGCAGAUUCAGGAGGCGAUGGCCAAAGAGCAAGUCUUGUUUGACUCAAUCGACCAGCAACUGGCAAAGGCCAACAAGGACUCGGCCAAUUACAAGACCCUGAGCAAUGCCCUCUGCACCAGCCAGGCCCGCCUUGCCAGGUUGUGCGCCAGGAACAUGCGCUGCUUCAUGCAGGUGAUGAAUUCGCAGAAGUGCAAGGAAGCGACGGCGGCUGCUCAGGUCGCAGCGCCGGCAGGCGUCGAGUCUGGCAAGCAGCAGCAGGUGGCGAAGCAGGUGGUGGGGGGUCUUGUGGCUUCCUCGGUGGACGGACUGAUCAGCUCAGUAAAGCGGCUGCAGACCAACCACACGGCCAUGGUGAAGAGCGCCUUCAAGCAGGCGAGCCGGCCCUCCUCGCUCAGCAACUCGUCCUGCAGCGGCGAUGACAGCGACUCACCCCUGUACGAAAACGUCGACCUGCCGCCGCCGCCUCCCCUGACCCAGGUCAAGGAGGCGGACAAGGAGGAGGCCGCCUAUGAACACAUCUACGACCAGCCCAAAAUCAACCCCAAACUGCAGGACGAAAGCAUCUACGAGAACGUGGACUUUGAGAAAGCCAGCAGCUCCAGUGGGGACGACGAGGCCCUUUACGAAAAUGUCAACGUGACCUCUGCAGGUCACACCGAGGAGGUCACCUACGACUUUCCGGGAAAUUUGAGACCCAUUUACGCCUUUCCCAAUUUGCUCGCCAAAAAGUCCAAAGUGGCUGCGGCUCCGGAGCAAACAGAGGUCAAAAAGGAUGUGGACCAGGACUCUCUCGAGGAUCUUGAUGAACCUGACAUUCCUUCACCAGACUACGGCAGCGAUGACGAGUUCCACAGCGGCGACUUUGACUUGCAGGGGUUUUCCGACCUCACCCCUGCCGCUGUCACCAGCAACUACUACCACGAGGAUCAGGGACUAGCCGUGAUCCUCGAGGAGUCCGAAGAAGAGGAGGAGGAGGAGGACUACUUGAGCACCUUGAGCACCGCUUCGGCCGGAUCCGUGAGCCGCGCCAGCACACCUCAUGAAGAGUCCAAGCUGGAAGUUGACGAGGACGUGCCUGAUGGCUGGUUGCCUUCGCCAGAAGACUUGUCCCCUGCUGUGGCAGAGGAACCCGCCGAGAAACAAAUCGCAGUCGUCGACGUUGCGCCAGAGAGGACAGAGGAGGCGGCGGAAACGGCGCCUCCUCCAGUCGCCCAAGUGGCACCCACGCAGAUUUGCCAUCCAAUAAUAAAAGAGACUGAAGAAAAACCACCUCCGAAGAUCGAAACAAGCGCCAAAGUCGAGCCCGAGUUUCAGCUGCCCUCGGUCAAGAACCUGCGGAGCCACUUUGAAAACAAACCGGCAGUGCAGCAGGUCCCUCUCCCCAGACACAAACCCAUCAUCAGACCCAUUUUGCAGAGGGUCGUCCCUGUCAAUAGCAAUAACAACAAUUUGGAGCCGGUGGAGAGAAUUGUGGCUGCCAAAGAAGAGGAACGGCCGCCGGAAAAAAUUCCUGAAGUGCCGAAAGUGAAGCAGCUGAUUGCCAAGGCUGUUUCUUUUGACGAGGAGCAGGAAAAGAGCAACGGCUGUGUGGUCACAUUAACAGCGGAGACGAAUAUUAGGCCGGUGGAAGAAGAGGAAGAGGAGGACGAGUACGUCGAGCCCAUCAUGAAGCAGUUUUCCGAGGAGUACGAGGAGGAGGAGAUUCUCAAACCAAGACCUACAACCAGGUCGUGGGACCCGGCUUGUGUGCUGAAAGAGCUGUACACAGUAGCGGAGCCGUUGAAGCAUUGCCCUGGUGGGACACCAUCCUGUGUCACCAUCGAAGGCUACCUGGACAAGCUGCCCUCCGGCAAGAAAAAGUCCACUUUUUGGAACGCAUGGAAGAGGCGCUACUUCAGGGCCAAAGACGGGUUUCUAUACUGCUACCAGAAUAACCAAUCGGAGAAAGCGAGCAUUUCCCUUCAACUCAUGGGCGGAAAAGUGGAAAGUCUAGAGACUAACUCCGCUGAGGAUGAGCAACAUCCGAUGGUGUCCAAAAUGCUUGGGAUUGAUGAUGGGAAAGGACAUUAUGUAGUUGUGAGGUGCGCAAACAAGCAGGAGAAGGAGAGGUGGCGACUGGCACUUAGCACACACACGACUGAGAACUUCAACUCAACCUAUGUGAACCCUUGGCCCAUCCCGAGAGACCCUGCCCUUUUGAAGAGCACCAUCAUUAUAGAUUUGGGCAGCAGCUCAACCAGGGCCGGCGUCUUAUGCACUCAGGCUACCCUUCCUCAAAUUUUCUUCCCUACUGUGAUGGCUGUGGACAAAGUUACGAAGGCAAAGAUCUUCGGAGCAGACGCCCUGAAACCAGAAGUCAGAGCCACCAGCAGCCUGCAAUUUCCUGUCAAGCCCUCUGCCAAAAUCACAAAAUACUCUGUUGAUGUAAACGCAAUACCAGGACUGUUCCAGAAGGUCUUCAAUGACCUGAACGUGGACCAGCGGAUGUAUGACGUCGUCCUCAGUGUCCCCCGCAGCUUCAACAAAAGAACGCAGACCGAGAUCGUCAACAUUUUAUUUGACCAGUUUGGAGUCAACGCCGUCAACAUGACCCACCAGUCUGUGCUGGCCCUCUACUCUUACAACGCCACCAGUGGGGUGGUUGUGGACAUUGGAGAACGGAUGGACAUUGUCCCCAUCAAUGAAGGCUAUAUUGUGGAAAAUGGUGUUUCUCGGAUUCCCUACGGCGGAUCACAAAUUGUAGACCACCUGCGCCACUUCUUGCUACAGAAGCAGUACUCUUUGGUCACAGAGGUGGAGGCCUUCCUGAUUCGUUUUGUGCUCGAGAACCUCUGCUACAGCGCCCAACACUACAACACAGAGUUGCAAAAGUACCACGAAGACGCCUCCUCAGUCGAGCAGGCCCUCAGCAUUAAACAAUUCUUCGAUGAAGCCAAUGUCCACUGGGAGAGCAUAAGUCUGGACUCGGGAAGGUUCCAGUCCACCGAGGGUCUUUUUAACCCCGAUGCAUGGGGUCUGGACAACCUCGGCGUCCACAAACUUGUCCACAAAGCAAUUCGAGAGUGCAGCAUGGAUGUGAGGAAGGAGAUGACGAGGAGUAUCUUUUUGUCCGGUGGUGUGACCAUGCUGCCUGGAUUUGCCGAGCGGCUGCACGCUGAAGUAGACAAGGUCACGCCGAAGUCGCUGCAACCCAAAGUGCACUCGUCGCCCUACAGGUAUCAUGCAUCCUACAUAGGAGCAUGCGUUCUGGCAAACUCGCCAGGCGUCGACCAAGUAAAAAUAACCAAGGGCGAGUGGCAGUCAGCCGGUGCCAAGGCCCUCACCAAGUGGAACUUGUGAAUUUAUCAGUGGACUCAAAAUCAAUCCAAAUAAAUUGCUGUGCAUUUAAAUUACUUCCAAUAUUUAAAGCAAUAUAAUAAAAUAUUUUAGUACUUAAAUCUUAUUGUUGAUAGGGAUAAGUUGUGUUUUGCCGCCUUAAUGUAACUUAUAGUAGUCUUUCCUGUUGUAAAAUCAUCUCAUUGUCUAAUGUAUCUUUUUGAGAACGCUGGCGGUAUGAAAUAAAUAUUUC